AUGGCUGCACGACGCUCGAGUCGCUUCCUCAAGCCGCUUGCCUACGCGGCUGGUGCUGGUCUGGCUGGCAGUGCAGCCCUCUACACCGUCGUCCGCCCGCGAGACAUCCCCGGCACAGAAGCUGCCGCGGUGCCACCGCCCACGUACGGCGAGGGCGGCGUCUUCAACCCACCCCGGUUCCCCAACGUCAUCUCGCGCGAGGAGCAGAUCGCCAAGCUCAAGGCCAGCGGAGGCGUCGUCGCGCAGGUCGCGGCCAAGGCCAAGCACCUGCUGACCGGCACCGUGGCUCCGCCCGAGGCCAAGCCCGAGCAGGACGAGUACGAUCUGCUGGUCAUCGGUGGCGGUGCGACGGGUGCUGGUAUCGCGCUCGAUGCCGUCACACGAGGCCUCAAGGUCGCCAUGGUCGAGCGCGACGACUUCAGCAGCGGCACCAGCAGCAAGAGCACGAAGCUGGUGCACGGCGGCGUCCGAUAUCUCGAAAAGGCCGUCUGGAACCUGGACUACAACCAAUACGCCCUCGUCGUCGAAGCCCUCCGCGAGCGCCGCUACUUCUUGGACACGGCACCGCAUCUCUCGCAAUGGCUCCCCAUCAUGAUCCCCAUCCAGAAGUGGUGGCAGGCGCCCUACUUCUGGGCCGGCACCAAGUUCUACGACUUCCUCGCCGGUUCCGAGAACAUUGAGAGCUCCUACUACAUGACCAAGAGCAAGGCGCUGGAUGCCUUCCCCAUGCUGAAGAAGGAGGGUCUUUUCGGCGCUCUGGUCUACUACGACGGCGCCCACAACGAUUCCCGCAUGAACGUCUCUCUGGCCAUGACAGCAGCUCUGUACGGCGCCACCGUUGUCAGCCAUGUCGAGGUCACCGGUCUCACAAAGGAUGCCGACGGCAAGCUCAACGGCGCCACCGCAAAGGACCUCGUCACAGAGCUGGACGGCAACAAGGCCGAGGAAUUCACCAUCAGGGCCAAGGGAGUCAUCAAUGCCACUGGUCCCUUCACCGACUCCAUCCGCAAGAUGGACGACCAGAAGGUUCAGGAGAUUGUGGCGCCUAGCUCCGGUGUCCACGUCAUCCUCCCCGGCUACUUCAGCCCGGCCAACAUGGGUCUGAUCGACCCCAACACCUCGGACGGACGUGUCAUUUUCUUCCUGCCAUGGCAGGGUAACACGAUUGCCGGCACCACAGACACGGCUUGCGAUGUCAAGCAGAACCCCAUUGCCGGCGAGGACGAGAUUGAGUGGAUCUUGAAGGAAGUCAAGCGCUACCUCCAGCCCGAGAUCAACGUCAGGCGCGGCGACGUCCUGGCUGCCUGGUCUGGUAUCCGUCCCCUCGUCCGUGAUCCGUCCAAGGACAAGUCGGAGGGUCUCGUGCGCAACCACCUGGUGACCAUGUCUGACUCUGGCCUGCUCACCUGCUCUGGUGGAAAGUGGACUACGUACCGCCAGAUGGCCGAGGAGACCGUUGACGAGGCCAUCAAGCAGUUCAAGCUGUCUCCUCAGGCUCUUUCGGACGCACCUCUGGUCAGCGGAACACAGGUCAAGGACGAGGCGCCCCUCGACGGCACCUGCCAGACGCACCGCGUCCGCCUUGUCGGUGCCCACGGAUUCUCCAAGACCCUCUUCAUCAACCUGGUCCAGCACUACGGCAUCGACACGGAUGUAGCCAAGUACCUCUGCCAGGCCUACGGCGACCGCGCGUGGACCGUUGCCGCGCUCUGCGAGCCCACCGAGACCCGUUUCCCCGUUCGCGGCAGGAAGAUUUCCGAGCUGUACCCCUACGUCGACGGUGAGGUCCGCUACGCCGUCCGCCACGAGUACGCGCAAACCGCCACCGACGUCAUCGCUCGCCGCAUGCGUCUUGCCUUUUUGAACGCGCAAGCCUCGCUCGAAGCCCUGCCCCGCGUCAUCGACAUCAUGGCCGACGAGCUGAAGUGGGACAGCAAGCGCAAGGACACCGAGUUCAAGAACGGAGUCGAGUUCCUCGGCUCCAUGGGCCUGCCCAAGAACAAGCUCAGCCUGACGCGCAAGGACGUCGAGAGCGGGAAGGUAGGCAAGUACGCCGACGAGGAGUACCAGCUCUACGCACGCCAUGGUGAGUCUGAUCUCCAGCACUGUGCUGAUCUGUUUGACAUGGGAAUUGCGCUAAAUCGUGGGUUUGCAGACAAGCCCGAGGAGCUGCUCGAGAGCGACUCCAAGUACGCGCAGGGGCAUAACCCGGUAGUUGGCAAGGACUCGCCCGCCAACAAAUAG
Molecule: messenger RNA, 2244 nt
Organism: Ascochyta rabiei
Lineage: Eukaryota; Fungi; Ascomycota; Dothideomycetes; Pleosporales; Didymellaceae
Product: Glycerol-3-phosphate dehydrogenase
Exons: 2
Coding region: 1-2244 (747 amino acids)
Biological process (GO): glycerol-3-phosphate metabolic process
Cellular component (GO): mitochondrion; glycerol-3-phosphate dehydrogenase (FAD) complex
Molecular function (GO): glycerol-3-phosphate dehydrogenase (quinone) activity
Source: RefSeq, a predicted model, not a curated record